Molecule: messenger RNA, 8684 nt
Organism: Bicyclus anynana (squinting bush brown)
Lineage: Eukaryota; Metazoa; Arthropoda; Insecta; Lepidoptera; Nymphalidae
Gene: MSL1
Exons: 11
Coding region: 463-2868 (801 amino acids)
Cellular component (GO): MSL complex
Source: RefSeq, a predicted model, not a curated record
AUAUAAAUAUAGACUAGAGUCUACGGCUGAUGCCUUGACGCUAGUCGAUUAAUUUUAACUUUUUUAUUGACAUAAAAUUUUAUUUACUGAAAACGACGCACUUAUUAUGUUUAUUAUAUAUUAAAUCAUUUUAUUUGAAUGUCUUACUUAAGGACAUUUUUAAAAUCUGUUUUAUGGAUCGAAUCUUUGUAUAGUUGCGUGUAAUAACAUUUUAACAUGUGCGUGAAAGAAAUGUCACUACAGAAGAAUAGAUAGAGUACCUACCCUACCUACGUAAAAUUUUAACUAUUGACAAUGUAGGGUAUUAAAGGCUGAAUUUAGCUUCUAAACGUGAAUUUUGUGCCGUACCGUCGCAGGAGUAAUAAUCCGUUGUGAUGUUAAAAAGAAGAUUCGGUUAGCUGGGCUGGGUUUUGAUAGCCGGCUGGCUUGUCGUAGGUGACUUUACAUUGGCUUCCUAUAAAAAUGAACAGUCGCAGCAGUGUAAAUGAAACGAAUUUGGUGAACUUCUCGGCGGAUCUUUCUAACCAGUUGGACUCGAAAGACGGCUUGCUGAGUUUUCCCUUCGACCACAUCUACGCAUGCCACUCGCAAAGUUCGGAUCGAAGCCAACCUCUGGACUUGGAAAAGGAGAUUGAAAUAUCCACACACUGUAUUGUGGAAGAUGAGAGCUCCCCCGAAGUGGCAAAGUUGAAUGAGCAAGUUGUUGUAGCUGAGAACCAAAACAGAAAACUAAAGGACUUGAUGAUCUUUCACCUGGACCUCAUUCAACAACAGAACGAGCUAAUUACAAAGAGGGACAAACUGUACAUUGCUUUAAAGCAGGAAAAUGAUGCACUUAAAGCUAAGCUGAUUCGAAUGGACAAACGAGUUGGGUUUACUCCAAGGCAUACCCAGCAACAUAUCCCAUCAUCUACUAUUACAUCAAGCGUGAUUAAAGCUGAACCAAGCACUUCUCAGAUGAUAUUAAACAGUUUUCGAGAUUUGCUUCCACCAGAUCAAGGAAAUUCUCUGAUUUCUGAGAAGAAUAAGGCUUUUGGGCAUGAAACUUUCGGAAUAGCGAGGGUCAAGCUGGAACCACCUGGAUCCCCAACAUACAAUCCGCCCGAAAUAUUACCCCCUAUAGUCAAAGUACCGCCACCAGUGGUAGAGAAACUGAAGCCAAUUGGUGAUCCCUACAAAAUGAUUGAUAAUAAACGUUCGCUGGUGAAGAAAGACGUGAAGACUGAAAGCCGUUCUGAAGCACUGUAUACAGUGACUUCUAACAGCGGCAACCCGAUAAUCCAAAGAAUACACAAGAAUAGACGUAAAUCAAAUAACAUUGGAAGCCUGAGCCGCAUGUCAAAGACGCCUAAAGCUAUACCAGCAACAGCCACAUCUUUAAGUAAAGUACCAGAACCAAACCAAAGUUACGAUAACACUUAUGGAUUUAAUAAGAAAUCCAAAAUGAUAAACACCUAUGGGAAGUCGCGGAACUCUACAACUAUUCCGAAACGAACUAUGCAUUUCACGGGCUCUCUCUCUGAUAGACUGCAACUUAUCGAUACAACUCCAACUGGAGAAGAUCCGUACCAGCUUGGCGAGGCUGACAUGAGGGAGCAGUCCCCGAUCCCAAAACUCAUGCUGCAGAAAACUAACCACGGCCGUAUGAAGAUUUGCAAUGAUUCUAUGGGCGGUACAGGCACACGACGCAUCUACGAUAUGCCUGAUACCAAAGCAAAGAUAAACAGGUUCAUGUCUGUCUACGAACAGCCAAAAAAAUCGCAACCUAAAAAGGAGCAGCCUAAUAAGGAACAACCUAAAAGGGUGCAGCCUAAGAAGCAGCAGCCUAAAAAGGACCAAACAAAAAAGGAGCAGCCCACAAAGACCAUAAUUGUCCAUGAACCGGAUUUGGACAUGAUCAAAACUGAGCCUGGAAUCGCUUGGCCUUCAAACAUGUUUGAUCAACAGGUGAAUGAACCCAGUAUGUGCGAUUUCUCCUACGGCGAGUCUGCUGCAUACUUGCCUAGUUUGGAUGCCACUGAAUUCCAAGAGUUAUUUACAUCCGAUUCUGCUCUCGAAUUGGAUCACUUGAACCAGUUGGAUGAUCCACCAGAAAAACUGGUCCCAGAUAAGACGACAAAGCGUCGAAUGGUGCGUACAACCAGCUUAAUGGUGCCAGACGUUAAAGAGGAAGUUACGGAUUCAAAACGUGGUAUGGAAAGUCGUCGUGGCAGAAAACGGGCUUUUUCUACAACAGGCCUGGUCAAGCCGCAACCACCAAAGACCCAACCGAAACCAAAAACUGCAAAGGCAAGAGGCGGGGCUGCUGCCCGAGGAAAGGUAUCGCCAUUGCCAGAUUUAACGACUUUAAUAGCGUAUGAAACUUUGGUCGGUGAUUCAGAUUUGUCGUGGUAUUAUGGCCUAGACCCCAAUUUGAAACGCGAAGAUUUGGAUCCUCCUGUGGGCAGCCAAGCUUCAACGGUUGAGGUUCCCCGGUGGCGUAUAAAGCAUUACACUAGUAGUUAUACACUAGAGGGCACAGAAAAUCUUGAUGAUAAGGUAUUUGAAAAAAGGCACCAAAAAUAUGAAGCCGAGGAGAGGAGGCAAUUAAAGUGGCAUAUGAGGAGGAUAAGGGAACAACGCCAUGUUGAGAAACUCCGUCAAAGGCAACGGGACUCCUGGUGCAGUUCACCCGUUAAUCAACCUUCUGUAUAUACUGUGUGGCCUCGACCUCAAAGGGAUGCAGAGUUUAUUGAAACAACAAAAGUGUUACCUGUAAAUGCUUUCGGGGAACCUGUGCCAAAGAUGCCUGACUCAAAUUUCAAGUUACCCUGGGUACGGUCAUCCAAACCUAUGAAGCGAUCUAAAAGAUCAAAAACUCUGCAUUAAAGUCUACAAGAUUUGUAUUUAAAUGUGAAAAUUGUGUGGUAUUCAAAAGGCUAAAAUACAGAACUAAGGUUGACAUUUAUAAUAACCUUAGUAAAAUUUAUUAAUAUUAAACAAAUCUAAAUGAUUUGUAGUAAGCUGAGCAAAAUAUUCUGUAACAUUUUUUGGAAUUGAAAAUGACAACAUCGCGUAUACAAUGUUUAACAAACUCUUACGUAGUAUGUAGUUAUUAGUCAUGAGUUCAAAUUGUAUGGAGUCUUUUGCUUUAAAAUAAAUUAACUUUUUAUGAAAUUACUGAGUGCCCCGGGGUAAUACACGGUGGUUCAUUUAUGUAGGUACAAAUAAUGGUCUAACCAUUGAUGAGCCGUACAAUCAGAAUAUAAAAAAAUCGUGGUUUUCUAAACAGUUUUAUGCUACGCUCUGCAUAAAAAAAUACGUUAAGUGUUUACAUUUCAGUUGUUUUAGGCUUAAUAAAGACUAGAUUUAAAAUUAACCCACUAGGGACGAAAGUCGACGAAGUUUCCGAAAUUCGUUAUCAAAUAUUUUUUUUACACAUUUCGGUUAAAUGAUGACAUCCGGAUAACACUGUAAAAAAAACCUUCUAAUUUUGAAGACCGUGGAAGACCGGGACAAGCUAGGCUCAUAAGAGUACAAAAAAUCCGAUUUUGUCUUAUUACUUAGAAAUUAAAACGAAAUAAAACAUGUGAGACACAGCCCAACGUCCAUUUUUUUUAAACGGCUCUGUUACGCCAUUUUUUUAUUGAUAAGUAGUUUUCUUCAUCGUAUCUCACUCCUUCCAAAAUUAAAAUGUAAAUGAGGCAAAGUCAGGAAGAUCUGAAUUCUUUCACAUGUAAGACCUUACGUCUUCUUACCUGUGGAUGUACCAAAGAUUCAAUCAACACACCAGACGUUGUCUGCAUAAUCCACAUUCUAAUGUCUGGAGGCUCAAUAUUUGAAAGUUUUAAAGGCUUUUUCUAUUUCUUGGUCCGAAACAAAACUACUCGCACGCAUUGAUAAAAUUAAUUACUGAAGUAAAAUUGCUUUUAAUCAUUAAAUAGUGUAUGAAGCUAUUUUUUUAGAAUAACAACGGAUGGCGGCGGUCUAUAGUUUUUUCAAAAGUGCUUGUAAACUAAGCCGAAUUGAAAUUAAAUAAUUUUGAUAUUUUAUGAUCAUUUGAUCUUAUGGUCACAUAAGUCUCUAGUGGGUUAAGAUGUACAAAUUGUCACAAUGAGUUAGAUUUCGAGUCACUUAUAUUUUAGGCUCUGUAUUCUAUGUAUACAGGAUGCUGGGGGCUAUAUUCUUUACCGAAAAUUAAUUAAAAAUGUCCAAAGUACAGGUGUUCCAAAAUUGAUUGUUUAGGAGUAAAUAAUAUUUCUUUUGUAAAUAAAUCUUAAAAUGUGUCCCUUAUACGCAUCCUUAUAAUUAUUUUGAAGCCAAACUUUAAAAUUUUAAAAUGCAAGGAUAGAAAAGAAUAAAAAAUAAAGGCGUGUGUUACACGGAUAAAACGGAGUUAUUAGAAUUACUUUGAAAUGAAUAAAUUAUAAAUGAAAACAAAAAAGUACUUAUUUUAGUUAAAACUUAUAGUUAUGGGAAAUACUCCCCAGCACCCUGUAUACACAAUUUCACAUGCGUUGUAUAUAGCUUUGUUAUCAGAAGACAAUGAUGUUUUUCAUAUUUAUUAUCUGCUUUAGUAUUUAAUAUAGUAAUCAAUCGAUGUGUAUGACAAAAAACAUCUACAGUAGAUAAUUUCAGCUGAAAAAAUACCGAGUAUAUACAUAUAUAUAUACAUAUAUAUAUAUAUAUAUAUAUAUAUAUAAUACUCGUAUAUAAAUGUAAAUCGUCUAUCUAUGAAAUGUGUCAUUUCCGUUAAAUACCAUAUAUGUGUCACAGAACCUUUAUUGGUUAUCACUUUUAAGAUAUAUGAUUGUCUUGCCAUGUGAAGAUUUUGUCUUUACUAAAUAGAUGUGAUUAAAAUUAUUGGACCAGGCAUCUCAACCAAUAGUUCAAGAUUCAAUGGCCGCAAAACUUUUUCUAAUGAACUUUCUAAUUAACUUUGUAGGAAAUUAGACUAAAUUAAAUAGGUUGUGAUAUUUUAUUGUAAUACAUGAGUUUUUUUUUAAUUUUACUAAUAAUAAUAAUGACAUUUUAGGUAUAGCAUCACAUUAUGCAUAAUAUCUAAAAAAUUAUUUAUACUUGCAAGAUAUAUUAAAAUACUUGUUAGUUUUUUCAAAGUUUUGUUGUUUUUGGCAAAAAUACUCAUCUCUUUUUCAAUCAACGUUAAUGAUUUUAUUGUUUAAUGACAAACAACAUCUUUGUUUGAAAAAAUAUUGUUCAAAGAUUCAUGAUUUUUUUUAUACAGUUUACAGAGACGAUGUAUUCCAAUGUUAUUUUUCAUUAUUAUUUAAUGGCAAAUAUACUCGUACAUUAACACAUUUUUUUAUGUAUGCUUGCAAUGAUUUUUCAAGUUAUUUCUUUGUUUUCAGAGAAAAUUGAUAUUGAAUUAGUGUAUAUUUCAAUUAGUGUAUAUAUACACUAUUUUUUUAUUUAUGACUAUUGUCUAAAUUAUUUGUUUCUAUGUGACAUAUAUGACAAUUAGUGCUGUUUUCUAAUGACAAAUAAUAACAUCCCUUUUUAAAUAUGUCAUGCAAAGACUCUUGAAAGUUAUUGGUUUCGUUAACGGAGAAAAUCAGUGAUAAAUUUUUUUGCUUAAAAUGUCAAAUAUUACAAAAUACAUUAAUGAACUAUUUUUCAAUAUAAUCACGUAAAAAGGUUCCUGAAACUAAUUUUUUCAACUAAAUUUAUAUGAUAAAGUCGGAUUUGCGGAGUAGAAGACCGUUCUAUUAGAAUAUCUGACUGCUGGUAUUUAGUAAUGAGUAAGUCAUAAAUAAUGAGAUAAAAUCAUAAAAUGAAAUCAUGUUACAACACUUUUACAAAACGUCAUUACGUCAGUUAUUAUAAGUAAUAAUAUAUAUUUACUUGUAACCUUUUAGGGUUCCGAACGUAUUUAUUAAAUGGUUCCCCCUUUACUACACUUCGUGUAAACCAAAUAGUAAAUAUAAAGUACUUUGUAUUGUAAAUUAUGUAAAUAUUUUUAGGAUAUAAAUAAGAAUGUUUUGAGUUUUCGAUUAAGUUCGAUCAGUUGCUUUAAGGUUUGUUUGCACUGCAGAACUGUCUUUAUUUACACAGUCCAUUAUUUUGUUUUAUUUUUUUUUGUCUUUUUAUAUAAUAUCAUAAGAUGAAUGCCAUGUAUUCUAGGGUGUAUGAACAAAAUAUUAAACUCUUCCAUUUAUAUAUAAUAUUGAUGUCUUAGUAUCCAUGUAUUAUGUUCGCAGCAGUGGACAUAGAAUUCUACGAGUGACUCAGAUUGAAAUAAAAUUACACAAGUAUGCAUAAUAUAAAAAGAUUAUAGAUAAUAAAUAUAAUUUAAUAUAAUUAUGUUAUAAUAAUCUCUUGCAACUAAUUAAGUGGACGUAACUAAUUAUUGAUGAUUAGUUUUAGCUCUUAUUCUAUGUCCAGGUUGUAUGUAUAUUUUUGAGAUUGUAAUAUAUUAAACGGUGACAGUUGUCUAUUCCUUUACGAUGGUAAAGACAAGUUUAUAAAAGAUAUCUUUCCAUGUAGUAUUAUACAAUCAUGUUGUACUAGCCUAGAAUUCGUUAGUAUGAAGUGGGAAGUCACAUUUUGCAAUAGCAUUCUCGCUCUAUUGUAAUUUAUUAGUGUGUGAGAGGGUUCACUUUUCGUUUAUUUGUGGCAUAUUCUGUUUGCGUUGUAUUUAAAAUAAGGAGUAGUAAGAAGUAUUUGCAGUCUGUGAUCUCUCAUACAGGGCUCUAGAGCGCCCAAACAAGUGUCUCCGCUUGGAUUUCUUAAAACUACGAACCAAAACAUUAAUGGGUUCCUAAACUUUCCUGUUGGGUAGCUCUGCUAUCCUUUUUGCUAACUCGGUCGUUUUCAAAUUCACUGUGCGCGUACUUAAGCAUGGUUUGUGGCACGUUUAAAAGGGUCGCUUCACUUAGUCGGCGAUUCAAAAAUAGUAUUUUGCAGCUUAGCUCUGAUGGAUAAACAUUAAAUGUUUUAAAGGUUGACCACAAUUUUUUGAAAGUUACCGAGUAGUUCCAAGCUAACACUCAUUUCUCUUAAUUGUUGAUUGUUUACAGUGAAUAAAUGACGAUGAUGGGGUUCAGAGAUCCCCAGUAUUUCGAAAUCUUGCUUUUUAGGAGCAGCAGCUAAGGCGAUCUAAAAUAUAAGUACUCUAUUAAUUAGGGUUGUCCCUCUAGCUGUUUUUGACUAACUCCUGUAUUGAAAGCAUUAGAACUAAACAAACAAAAUUAUUCAAAUCAGUCAAAACGUUCCAGUUGUAUCCAAACUAACGAACAUCAAGUCAUAUAUAGCUAAAAAGGUGUAUUUGUCUGUAAACAAUGAAUAAUUAAAUAUACGUAUUAUAUAUUAAGUAAGUGGAAUUAGAUUUAAUCUGUAUUACAUUUAAUUGUGUGUAAUGUUGUACGAGUAUAACCUAAUGAAAUUUCAUAAUCGUGUUUAAAUAAAAUAUUGCAUUGUCGUAGCAUUGAUAAUAUGACUUUUUGCUUAAUAUAUCUAUUCUGUAAAUGUUUGUCGUUGUGGGGACGUCAAUGUAAAAGCUUGUUCCGGUAUGUCGCGUAUUUGAGAUUAUAUAUAAAAGGAGAUCGACCAUGUUUCAUACAUUGCAGGGCCCAAAACUGAUGGAAUGAACCGUUACAAUGUUCAAAUUAGUGUAAUUUAUUAUAUAAUAAUAUCAAUUUCAAACUGGUUUAAUUUUUGAUUGAUUGACAGUUGCAUAAUCGAGAUAUACACGUAGCAAGUACGUUAUAAAAUAAAAUAUACACAUUUCAAAAAAAAAAUAUGUUUUUCAACUGUAAAUUCUAUUUAUUUUUACUAGCUGACGCUACGCGGAUUCACCCGCGUGAUUCUCGUUCCCGUGGGAAUACGGGGCUAAUAUAUAGCGUAUAGACUUCCUCUAUAAAUGGGCUAUCUAACACUGAAAGAAUUUUUCAAAUCGGACCAGUAAGUAGUUUCUGAGAUUACCGCGUUCAAUCAAACAAAUAAACUCUUCAGCUUUAUAAUAAUAGUAUAGAUAAAAGACAGAAGACUUCUAUAUUAAUUAUUUAUAUUUUCGUAUUUCUUUUUCUGAAACGUACUGGGCCUAAAUUGGUCGGCCUCCUUUAUACGGUUGUACACAGUGAAGCAACGAAUUCUUUUCGCAGCCGCUAUUGAAACGACGACCCGCAUUGAGUUUGUGAUAAAAAGGUAUUAAGUAGUACAUUUUUGAAAAAAAUAUAUAUGUAGUUUAAAGUACUCAGUACUCGUACGACCUUCAUAAUUGCUCGAUGUCUACAAUUUUAUAUAAGAUCUCAUUAAAUAUAUCUUAAAUAUUGUUAAAUAUAAUAUUGGAUAGUUGAGUGCAACUAAUCAAACUAAAAACUCUUUCUUUACACUAGUUUUUCUUUCAGCAUGUUCGUUUGAAAGCUAGUGUGAAGGUGCACUUAGCUGUUAUGAAAAAUAUUUCUUUUUUUCACCAGCAUAUCACUCGAUUCCAAAUCGGGAUGCCAAUUUUGUCUUUAGAUGUAAAGUAUAUUUUCGAAUAACUAUUAUUGUAUAUUAGUUAAAGUAGGUGUUAAAAAAUGGCAUUUAAAUAAUCUCCCUUUAAAGAGGUGUCUCUGUGUAUUGUAAUUCUGGUGAAUUUAAGUAGCUUAGUAUUUAUCUUUCCCACUAAACUCCUAUGAUUACGAUUCAUGUGAUACUUCAGAUUAAGUUGUAAAGUAUUUGGAAUUAAAGGCUCUUCGAUUCUA